UAUUAUUAUUAUUAUUAUUCCAGUGCGUAAUAUCCUUGGUCCCCUACUGUACUUUCCCCUCAGUGCCCCAAAUUUUCUUUCAUUCCUUAACCUAGCUGACCCAAAUUUCCUGUGCCAAGUGAGUGUACUUUUCAACUUAUGCUGUGGCUAAAAGUCAUACCCUAACACCCAAUCUCUACUUGUUCUUGCUGACUGGGUGCCAUCAUUGUAAGCUCUUGUGACUCGGUGGUGGGCUCCACAAGACGAAGCUAGACUGAAGUGCAUUGCUUCACUGGGAUUAGGGAUUAAGAUUUCCCUGGCUGCUUUGGUUGAGUAAAUCUGGGGAUUAUGAUGUCGACAGCCUGUGGCUGCAGGAGAGGAAAUUGAAUUGUGACGGACGGAACACCGAUGGCCCAGAAUUACAGCACAGUGAGUGAGAAGUCAGAGAUGGGAGUCCGUGUCUGUGCCUUUCUCCUGCUCAGGAAAACCUCCGCUGGAUACCAUUUACUGCCUUAGGGGUGUAGGGAUUGCUUACAUAGCAGAAUCAAUCUGAGUAGAUGUUUAGGAUGUUGAUUGUGUGCUAAGAAGAUUUCUGUGUCACUGGUAAUCCUGCUCUGACCUAUGAAGCAUCAGGUGCCAACCCCUGCUGUUGCUCCUCCUGCUGCUGCUGCUGCUGCUGCUGUUAAAUUCGAAGGACAAACUAAAACCAGCAGGAUGAAGGUGAAAUGGACCCAGCUGGGUUUGGUGUUCUUCCUCAUAUUGUCACUGGUGAUGACAGGAUGCUUCUUCUGGCAAUAUCAGAUGCCAAAAGUCCAGCCAGAUGAAGGAAUGGGUCGCAGUGCCAAAUCAGAGAUGAUGUGUCCCCGUUUCCCAGAGCCUCUACCUCUGGAGCAUCCUAUCCCCAGUCUAAAAGAAGCAUUGGAAAAGGUGGACGUUUUGCUUCGGCAGACCAUCAACCCUAUCAGCCUUCCUGCCUUGUCGGCCAUCGUAAUCCUAAAUGACACUGUUUUGUGGACAGGCAACUUUGGAAAGCGGAAUGCCAGCGACCCUCACUCAGGACCAACAAAUGAGUACACAAUCUACAGAAUUGCAAGUUUAUCAAAACUUUUUCCAACGCUGAUGCUGUACAAGCUGUGGGAGGACGGGAAGAUUGGCUCUCUUGAUGACCCUCUGGAGAAAUAUGUGGAGAACUUCACCAUCAAAAACCCUCUGGGGAAGAUGCGAGACUCCGAGUUGAAAUAUGUGACAGAUGGCCUGAUAUUUCUCGACAGUGGAGAAGUUCAGAUCCGCUCAUCUUCAGUCACUCUACGGAGGAUGGCUAGCCAGCUCUCGGGCCUGCCCAGGAGGCUCCGAGCUACAAAUUUGCUUUGGAAAGGAAAAACUCAAUCUGCAAUCAAUCUUCUACAAGAUGAUGUCCUCGUCUCGGAUCCAGGCACCAAAUGUCACUACAGUAACCUUGCCUUCUCACUACUCGCUCAUGUGAUGGCAGAGCGAGUGGCCGGAGUUGACUACCAGCAAUGGAUCACAGAGAACAUCCUGGACCGGCUGGGGAUGGAAGACACCAGCUUUGACCUCACCCCAGGGAUGCAGAGCCAAUUGGCUGUUGGAGUGUACUCAAAUGGAAAACCAGCCCCACUCUAUGACCUCGGCUGGUAUCGGCCUUCUGGUCAGAUGUUCUCAACAGCUGCAGAUUUGGCCAAGCUUGCCAUGAUGCUGCUGGGUGCGUAUCAUCGCAAGCUGCUGGAGCCAGACUCUUUGAAGAUUAUGCUGACCCCACUCUUUAGGUGCGAUAAGGAUUAUUUUGCUAACCGUACUGGAACGCCAUGGGAGGUGAAUGAGCUGAUGGGCUAUGAACUGUUGCGUAAAGAUGGGGAUUUGGAUGGCUACUCUGCCACUUUUUCCCUGGUUCCCAGACUGAAGCUUGGCCUAGUGGUGCUAAUGGCAGGCAGCCGAUCUCAGAAACAGGAUGUAGUCACAAAGGCCUACAACCACAUUGUCCCAGCCAUAGAGAGAGCCUUCAGGGAGGCCAAAAAGGUCCUUGUUGCUCCUCCAAACCCUGAUCAUUACAUUGGAUUUUUCACUUACAGCAACAUCACUUUCUAUGAGAUCAAAGUAGGGCCAGACGGAGUCCUUAUCAUGCAGCAGUUUGGUCCUCAGAUUGAAGAGCUCAUACCAGAGAAGUACAGGACAAUAAAACUUAACUACCUGGUUGAUCGUGUGUUUAAAGUGGUGUUUGAAAAAGAGUACCCUUGUGUUUUGCAAGUCGGCACCGCUUCAGUGUCCCUGGAAGCUCAAGAUGGCCAAUUAUUUAACUUCUACGUGUUUAAUAAGCAGGGUUUAUCUCCAGGUUUUGAUGCACCAGGGCUGAACACAUAUAACGUGGUCAGAAUACCCCGUAGGCCAUCCUUCUCCAGCUGAAUUGCAACCGUGUUGUGGCCUAAAGACAAACGUUGUGUCCUUGGGAUGUGUAAGGGGAUGUAAAUAGACAUUAUAAAAUAUCAAAAGACUGAAGUGAGAUGUUGUGAUUAUUCUAGAGGUCAAAGACAUGAUAUUGCUUUUGAUAUACAGAGAGCACAGAUAAGCAUGACAUGUUCAUCCAGCUGUAUAAUGUCCUUCAGAGAAAAUGUAUUAAAUUCACUUCUGAACAAUGCAUAUAAAUAUCCUUCGCACGCUGGCCCUUCAUUACACUUGAGAACUAAACAAUUCGCACUGUGGUGGGAGUGCUUGUGUUUUUUUCCUGUGCUUCAUUUGAAUUUCACAUCGUAGUGUCUUUCUUUUCUUGAGUUUUCAUCAGACAGAACUGGAGAACAACUCUUAUUGUGGCCAUUUACAUGAAGAGUUACAUUCAUUCUAUAUUCAACUCUUAAACUGUGAUUGAAGUUGGAUGAAAUAUGUCACUCAUACAUAUUCAUCUUUCUCUGGAAAACAAUGUGUUUGUGUUACUUUACUCAUGGCAGGUAGAAGUAGAACAUUUAAAUGGCAAACUGGAAUGUCACCUAUUAAAUAGGUAUAUUGCCACAGAUUUGAAACUGCUGGGUUAAAAGCAACAAACAAGCACCGACAUGUCACUAAGGUACAAAUUGUUUUUGCUCCACAAUAAGAGGCGAUUAAGGACAGGAACACUUCUGGGUGCCUGUGUGACUCUUUUCUGUAUAAUCCCUGAAAAUGGACUCAUUCAUACCGACCUCUAACACCAAUAUGAAUAUGAAUACUCCACUCUGAAUGCUGCGAGAAGAUAACACAUUCAAGAGAACAAAAGUAACGUAUAAUGCAAAGGCCGAUAUUUUGUUUUGUAUUAGACAGCAUGUCUGAGAAUUUUAUGGAAAUGAAAUCUGUAUUGAAAAUGUUGUUUAGUGUUCAAGCAUCCAGUCCAGUGAGUGAAAGUGAGCGAAUGUGAAUGCAAAUCUCCCUACUGUAUCCAUUUCAUCCUGCUGUGGCUUGCAGAACCGCCAUUCUGCUAUUCAAUUCAAUGUUGUCACAGCUGACUGAUUAAAGCUUAUUCUGAUCAAUAGUGGAAAGCAUAAAAUAUAAUUUGACUCGUGCGGUGUAGUGGAAAA
This is a messenger RNA of Pundamilia nyererei, 3536 nucleotides long. It is a transcript of the gene lactbl1b, whose product is annotated as lactamase, beta-like 1b. Bases 601 to 2397 code for a protein of 598 amino acids. The record is from RefSeq and is a predicted model, not a curated record. The transcript has 7 exons. Lineage: Eukaryota; Metazoa; Chordata; Actinopteri; Cichliformes; Cichlidae.